CGCGAGAAAGAACGCCGAGCUUGCCGGGAGGAUCCAGUCAGAGGAACAGCACAGCCACAGACACCUUUUAAGGCGCCUCAACCAGCGGCCACAGCAUUCCUUGACACGCACCAACAACAUCCAUGUCUUACUACGCUCAGAACCCCGGAUACGGCGCUGGCCGUCAGCAAAGUGCAGGCUACACGGCCCAGCACUCUCAGCAUCAAAGUCAGCAUCAAGCUCAUCAUCAAGGCUCCUACGGCGGGUCUCGCGAUCGUCGCGGCGGGGCAGACCCGUACUCGCACGGAACUGGCGGACCCCCAGGCUACGAUCCCCAGCUCUGGACGUGGUUCACGUCUGUCGACACUGACCGGUCGGGCAAUAUUAGCGUGAAUGAGCUCCAGACUGCACUUGUGAACGGGAACUGGACUCACUUCGAUUUGGAUACGAUCAAGAUGUUGAUGGGUACCUUCGAUACCGACCGGACCGGCACGAUCAACUUCUAUGAAUUCGCUGGUCUUUGGAAGUACAUUGCCGAUUGGCAGAACGUGUUCAAGCAUUUUGACCGAGAUGCCUCUGGCACGAUCGAGAGCCGCGAACUGGCGGAGGCCUUCAGGUCGUUUGGGUAUGAUCUGUCUCCGCAGAUGAUCAACUUGAUCGAGCGCAAAUACUCUGCCGCUGCGCCAUCGGCGUAUGGUCCGCCGCCUGGUAUCACGUUCGAUCGUUUCGUGAGAGCAUGUGUGACCGUGAAGCAGUUGACGGAGGCCUUCCAGAAGCAUGACAGGGACCGUAACGGCUGGGCCACUCUUAACUACCAGGACUUCAUGACGAUUGUCCUCGAAGCUCCGUGAAAACCUCGCACAUCGGAGAAGUAUGCGGUACCCAUUCCUGUAUCAAUACCUUUGUUUUUCUUGAAAGCUGUACGUUUACUGUUAGCUGAGCUGUUCUUUCGGAUGGAUACAAUAUAGUGAAUACCUUGUUAGUUUACUUGUAAUCAGACAAUCAGAAAAGAUGUACUAAGGCGAUAUUACUAAACAUGUGCUAUAAUUAGCAAUUAAAGCCCCUUUCCGCGCC
Molecule: messenger RNA, 1053 nt
Organism: Coniophora puteana RWD-64-598 SS2
Lineage: Eukaryota; Fungi; Basidiomycota; Agaricomycetes; Boletales; Coniophoraceae
Product: EF-hand
Exons: 8
Coding region: 123-830 (235 amino acids)
Molecular function (GO): calcium ion binding
Source: RefSeq, a predicted model, not a curated record